AUUUGGUAAUUAAUCUUAUACAAGGGGGGGGCAAAUGCCAAACCUUAAAAACAAACCUUAAACGCUGCCAUUACUCGAAUCGGUCACCUGUGUUUCUGUAAAAACGUCCUACUUUCACGUGGCUUUGCGGUUCUCUUGUAUUUCUCCAAAUCAGACGCGAGUUCAAACGAACAGAAAGAGCAGAAGGGGCUGCUCUGAAAUCAGUUUCACUUUCGGUUGUGUGUUUUCUUUUCGGAGAAACGGCCAGCCUGCCGCUAAAGCGAACAGCACAGUUCAAAGCGGGGCGGAGCUGAGACGCUGCUCUAUAUAAAAAGAGUUUACCAGGUUUCACGCACACAUACGAGAGUGAUGAUUUGAAGGGUGGAAAUCACAGCCAGCAGGUCGACGAGUUACCUCCGAGCUGUCAAAUGCGAUAUUCCCAGCCACCCUGCGCUGUGUCACGGAUUACCUGCAGGAAACCGCCGCCGCCGCAAUUUGGCCACUUUGGGAUUACGCACAAACGGAUCUUUAAACCGCCGCUGCUGUUAGAACAAAACGGAUGUCAGUGUGGUGGUUAGAGAUGGGAGAGGGUCUGGGGCCGCUCUCCCCUGUAGGAUGGUAGCCGACAGCACAGUGGAAGGCCAUGACAAGACCCACUUGUCAAGCUCAACCUCGUCAUCAUCCUCGUCAUCAUCCUCGUCCUCAUCCUCGUCCUCAUCCUUGUCCUCAUCGUCCUCAUCGUCCUCACUGUCAUCCUCGCUUGCCAGGCACGAUCUCGGCCUCAGCCCUCAGCGCACAGAGUCGGAGCAGCUUCAGCAACGGGCUGCUCCGGAGCCGAACCCGAGAUCGCCGUCCGCCCGCCCCAGUUACCUGACCCACUUCCGCACCUUUUCCAGCAUAGAGGACUGCAACAUUAUCACAGACACAGCGUCCAAGCUCGAGCGCAGCGGCUUCUACUGGGGCCCUUUGGGAGUGGAAGAAGCCCAUCGCAUGCUGCGGGACGCUCCGCUUGGAAGCUUCCUCAUCCGCGACAGCCGUCAGAAAGACGUCUUCUUCACGCUGUCCUACCACGCCAAGUCCGGGCCGGUCAGCGUGCGCAUCGACUACAAGCGGCAAAAGUUCUCACUGGCGGGCAACGAGCGCUCCUUCCCAACGCUCUUUGCCCUGUUGGAGCAUUACAUCAAUUCUCCCAAAAAGAACCUGAGCAUCCCCUACAGGAAAUGGGCACCAACGCUGCAAGAGUUGUGCAGGAAGCGCAUCAUGGAGCUGUGUGGCGGAGGAAGCCAGGUUCCGGAGCUGCCUGUAACUCAUGUUGUCCAAGGCUUCCUGUUGGAAUUCCCUUACAAACUGUGAUAGUAUUAUUUUUAAUCUCAAAAAGGCAGUUUUUACCAAGUAGCGGUAAACUGACGAAGUGUUCGGUAAAGGCUGCCCAUCAUGUGUUGGAUGCUCAGACUGCAUCGCCUUGUUUUGAGCUGAAGAGUGGCGAAAUGUU
Molecule: messenger RNA, 1471 nt
Organism: Morone saxatilis (striped sea-bass)
Lineage: Eukaryota; Metazoa; Chordata; Actinopteri; Moronidae
Gene: socs1a
Product: suppressor of cytokine signaling 1a
Biological process (GO): intracellular signal transduction; phosphatidylinositol phosphate biosynthetic process
Cellular component (GO): phosphatidylinositol 3-kinase complex
Molecular function (GO): 1-phosphatidylinositol-3-kinase regulator activity
Source: RefSeq, a predicted model, not a curated record